GCCUUCUUGCAGAGUCCGGUCAGCAACCAAGUUUCCACCCACGGCCAUGGGCGCCGGAGCCGGGCCGCUUGAAACGUCUGAGCCACGCAAAGGGCGAUGCGUGUGCCUCGGUGCCGCUUCGCGCUCUUCACGGAGGUCAGCCAGGAGGUGCCUGAGCUCGUCGCAGAUCCGCUGGCUUGGGCCUGCUUACAAGCUCCCGCGCUGGCGGAUUCCUGCCUGUCGCUAGGCGCCGGCGCCCUUCGGAUUCUUCCGCAACAAAGUGAGGUGCUUCUGCUCUUCGAGAAGGAGGACUUCUUUGCGGAGGAGCAUUUCCUCGACGUAGAGAAGGAGGCCCAGUUUUCGGCGCGCCUGGCGCAUGACUUUGCCGCCGACGGCGAGGGGCGGGACGGGCGACUGCUGGCGGGCAGCUCCUGGCUGGUCUUUGAGGCGCCUGAGGCGCUCAGGGCACAGGCAAAAGCGCGGCUCAGACUCGACGGAUCCUCGGGGCGCUUUUGCGCCAUCUUCUUUGAGCAGAAUCAGAGCAGCCUGCAGCGGGUCGUGGACGUGCUCUUGGAGGCGGGCCUCGACGUGCACUCCGUGGCGAGCAUGGAAGCCCGUGUGGCGGCGCAGGAUGUGGAGGACGGCGCCCAGUUUGUGGCGGAGAGCAUCUUGGCCACUGCCGAGGCGGCCGCGUGGGGCAUCCGAACCUUGGGCGAGGCCGUGACUCUGCUGCCCCAAAAUCAGCUGGAGGUGCCCUGCAGCGCCAAGGGCGUGGUGUCCUCUGCCAAAGACGUGACGCAGUCCGUGGCCUCGGCCGCGGAGAGCGUGGUGAAGCAGCUGGCGCCCAUGGGCCACGUCGGCUUUUUGGAGCAGCCGUGUACCUCGCAGAGGCCAGAGAAUGCUCGACUGGUGGGCCUUUCCUCCUUACGUGCCGCUCAAGGGGUGCUGCAGGCCUGCGAGGACGCCAGCGUCAUGGUGGUGUCUCGCAUGACCGAGACUGGCACGGGCGUGGUGAAGCACUUAUGCGGCCACGACGCGGGCGACGUCUUUCAGGAUGCGGCCAUCUCGCUCUCGUACAUCCUGGACGCACAUCGAUGCCUCUGCGGCCACAACCUGACGAUGCUGCCAGAAGCGGAGCUGAAGGUCUCAAAUGUGUCGCAGGAGGUGGAGGAAAGUGAUGAAGCAAGCGCUGAGCGCAACGCCGGCGCUCACUUUCUCUAGCUCUGUUCAAAAUCGCA
Effrenium voratum is the source of this 1217-nucleotide messenger RNA. The record is from the annotation of a GenBank genome assembly. Lineage: Eukaryota; Dinophyceae; Suessiales; Symbiodiniaceae.